Camellia sinensis is the source of this 612-nucleotide messenger RNA. The record is from RefSeq and is a predicted model, not a curated record. Lineage: Eukaryota; Viridiplantae; Streptophyta; Magnoliopsida; Ericales; Theaceae.
AUGAAACUGCCAACGUUCUGUGGUGGAACUGAACCUUUGAAAGCUGAGACGUGGUUGCUUGAAAUGGAGAAACUGUAUGAGGUGUUUCCUUGUUCUGAAACCCAGAAAGUACUCCUAGCCAUCUACACUCUGAAAGAUGAAGCCCGCAGGUGGUGGUUACUGAUCCGAAGUGGCAAUAGAAAUAUUACAUGGGCACAAUUUAAUGCUAUCUUCUACGACAAGUAUUUUCCCCAAUGUUUCAGGGAUCGGAAAGUGUCUAAAUUUCAGGAACUCAAACAGGAAAGAAUGUCUGUGGCAGAAUAUGAAACUAAAUUCACCAAAUUGGCACGGUUUGCUCCACAUAUGGUGGAUACCGAUUACAAGAAAGCACGAAAGUUUGAAGGUGGAUUGGAUCUAGACAUGUUUGAUCGAGUAGGCGUCUUGAAAUUGCCUACUUAUGUAAAAGUUCUAGACAAAGCCUUAAUGGCAGAGGCCACCCUAGCCAUCAUGAAACAAAGCAAAGCCCCAAUAACUACAACAAUUGAGUGGAGAGGAAAAAGAUCCGGUGAUCUGCAAUCUGUUGGUAGUGAUCAGUUCAUGGUAGUGUUAUCUGUUGUUAGCCCAUCCUGGUAG